AUGACGAACCCGAGCACGGCCGCAUUGGAAGCGGCGUACAACCUGCUCCACGAGCCGAGCAUGUUUGCUGCGAUUGGCGCGCUGCCGCACCCGGCGCCCAUCCUCUUGACGCUUGCAGGCAUGGACGAGCCGCUCUCGUGGCCGCUCGGCGCCACGCAAGCGCAGCAGAUCGCGGCGCUGUACCCUACCACCAAGAUCAUUCCGAACGCCGACAUUGCCAUUGACACGCGAUACGCUCAGCACUACGACGACAUGCUCGCUGCGGUCUACGAAGGCUCUGUCGAAGGCAUCGUGCCGUCCAGCAACGCCGAGAUGGUACUUUCGCACCUGGUCGUCGACGACGUCGGGGAUGCCGAGAGCUUUCGCCUGCUUCCUACCGCCGACGAGGUCAUCCGCGCAACGACCUUUGGUGUGGUCAUCGUGCUGCUUCCGUCGAUGCACCAAGGCGGCGCUCUCACGUUUACGUACAGUGGGCAGUCGCAGACGUUUGAUGACAAGACGCCGCUGGUCGAGACUGCGUUCGCAGCCACCUAUCUCUCGACGACGAUCGCGUCCGAAGCGAUCACGUCCGGACGCCGUGUCGCGCUCGUCUAUCGCUUGUACUGCGUGGACGGUCCCGUGGCACCGCCAACGCUCGAGGCUGCGACCGCAGCAUUCCAGGCGCUUGCGCAGUCGCCCAUUGAGGGAAUCCAGCGACUCGGCAAGGGCAUCCGCUCACCUAGUAGCCACGACGCCCUUUCCUUCGAAUCGUGGGUCUCGACGUGGCGUUGGUAA
Molecule: messenger RNA, 774 nt
Organism: Saprolegnia parasitica CBS 223.65
Lineage: Eukaryota; Oomycota; Saprolegniomycetes; Saprolegniales; Saprolegniaceae
Exons: 1
Coding region: 1-774 (257 amino acids)
Source: RefSeq, a predicted model, not a curated record